AUGUCUGAAAAAUCCCGCAUAGCGUUUAUCCUGGACCACCCAGUGGAGCCAUCCUACCCUGUGGGCUUUAACUCAUCUCCUGUCACGAGAAUCAUUGAACCUAGAGUUGCGGAACAGCCAAGUGAGGCACGACCUCGCCGAUCAGCUGAACCCAAUGGAUCAGAUCAAAUUGGUGUUGAGGAUGCUUCAGUCUCAUUUCUUCCAACCAGCGAAGAACCCAACAAGCGUACGGAUGUAUUUUCGAUGAUCGAGAAUCUCCGCUCUUCCUCACCCCCCACAAAUACACCAAAGGAAUACGGGUUCAUGACACCUCCGCAGUUACGUGGUCUGCGUGGUCCCGAUCGUGGGUCGGGAACACCCCAAACGCCCACUUUGCCACCUGUCAUAGCUGACAAUGAAGACGGCUUUCUCGGCUCUUCUCCGACUCCUGGUAUUAGAGGUCGAACACAGUCUGUUGGAUCGCAGAUACCAUCGUCGUUAUCAACACCAGCAAUGGACUCUCACUUUGACAGUGACCUUCCAUCCUCGCCUCCUGAGCUCAAGUCACAGGGUGCAAAUGCCCGCAACAAACAGAUAUCUCUGAGCACUACAGCUGUCGAGAACAGAGUGAGCAAGAAGAAGAAAGCUAAGAAAUCUAAACGUUCGGCAUCGAAGGAUAAGAAACGAUCUGACAGUCAACAUACGCAAUCUGAAGAGGCACGCGAAGGUCCCAGUCAAGCAGGAACACCGCUGAGCAGUCGUCUCCGUUCAUCUACCGGCAAGACAUCCAAGGCUGACGCGCAAAGUACGACUGAACCUCAGCCUAAUAUGCCCCCCAUGGGUGAAUCAAACCUUGCUGCGAACGCUUCAAAUUCUAAUCACGGCUCUCCUGACAAGUCAAUGUUCUCUAAAUCUACUCCUAAGGACGUCGCCGUAUCUGGUGAAACCACGGACGGUCUAGACCCUGCUUCUGACUGGAUCGCGGAUUCUUUCAGUGACGACAUGGAGACGCAGAUUGCGUCUCAACUAGAGCAAGACCUAGAAUUUGCUGUCGAUUCGGAUAAACCAGAUCAAGAACAAGAGGCGGGGCUUCCGUUUGAACCUCCGUCUGAACCUCCGAUGACAAGGAAAAGGAAAAGAGAUGAAGAAAUCGCGUCAACACCUUCUAGUAAAGAGCGACGUCGAUCGACGAGACAUUCUGCGAAGGAAAUAGAUAAUGCUGAUCUCGAGGAACCUCGGAGCACCCGCUCAAAGAAGUCAACGUCGUCGAGCAAUGCCCAACAGGUUGCAUCUUCACCAGCUGGGUCAGCGCCGAAGAAGCAAAAGCUCCAUGCAAAAGGCGCUGCCGAUGAUGCACCUGCCAGUCUGCCCGAUCUACAGCUGGGCAAUCCCGGCACUACUAAGGUCAGUGAGGCCACUGACUCUCAGAAACGCAGGUCCUCCCGCCUGAGUGGUCACUCCCCACUGGCUGUACCAAGAGAAGACGCAACUCCCAGGAAAUCACCUCGGAAAGGUCGUUGGCGUAAGCGAAACGCUAAGCGUAAAGGCAAUGCAUCAAGGGAACCAUCUCCGAGGCCAGAGGCUCAUGCCGAAGAAAUUGCUACGGCAGCUUCUCAUGAUAAUCACGAGGAAGAAACACAAGAGGGUUCUUUCGAACACCAUGACAUUCAACACCCCGAGGAACCUGCCCCGGCCGCCGAGAAGACGGCUACCGCUCCUACAAGCGAGAAGGAACCACCUACCAACCAAGAACCUAAAAACGAUAUCAAUAUAGGAAACGCGGACGUCGAUUCCGUUUUCCGAACAGGAAAACAAGCCCUCUCCCGAACAACCCAGAUGGAUGCCCAUCCAGAUAAUGUCAGCGGCGCAACAGGGAUUAUCACCUCGUUCAGAAACCUGCUGGACGAUAUUAAAUCGGCCACCCUGGACCGAGAUGCGAUUCGACAAAUUGAUGAUUUGAUGUUUGAAAUCCGGGUUGAAACGGGCGAGGCCUUAAGGAGACAUACUGGUUAA
Aspergillus oryzae RIB40 is the source of this 1992-nucleotide messenger RNA. RefSeq lists its product as uncharacterized. The record is from RefSeq and is a predicted model, not a curated record. The transcript has a single exon. NCBI's taxonomy places the organism in Eukaryota, Fungi, Ascomycota, Eurotiomycetes, Eurotiales, Aspergillaceae. Bases 1 to 1992 code for a protein of 663 amino acids.